This is a messenger RNA of Indicator indicator, 2370 nucleotides long. It is a transcript of the gene DCLK3, whose product is annotated as doublecortin like kinase 3. The transcript is spliced from 4 exons. The record is from RefSeq and is a predicted model, not a curated record. The coding region runs from base 424 to 2370 and encodes 648 amino acids. Gene Ontology annotation, biological process: protein phosphorylation. Lineage: Eukaryota; Metazoa; Chordata; Aves; Piciformes; Indicatoridae. Gene Ontology annotation, molecular function: protein kinase activity; ATP binding.
CGCCGAGGCUUGUUCAACCGCUCGUCACACAACGCCAGCUCAAAAGCAAAGGAGAGGAAACUGCAAGGGACUUGCCCUCCCCUGCGUCGUGGUAACUACGGAAAGCCAUGCCUGAGUGAAAGCAGCCACAGGUCCCUGUUUUUCGGUCCCCAUAAUGGUUUUCACUCGCUGCAUUCCGAGCACAGCCCAGUGAAGCCAAGGGUCAUUACGGUGGUGAAACCCGGUGGGCGCACGCUCAGGAGGAUAACUUUGCUUCUCAACAGGAGAUCAAUCCAGACCUUUGAACAGCUGCUGGGGGACAUUUCUGAAGCUCUGGGAUUUCCACGCUGGAAGAAUGACCGUGUCAGAAAGCUUUACAACCUGAGAGGCAGAGAAAUCCAAAGUCUUUCUGACUUCUUCAGGGAAGGUGAUGCAUUCAUAGCUAUGGGGAGAGAGCCCCUCACUUUGAAGAACCUGGAAGUGGUAUUACAAGAACUUUAUCCUGAAAAUCCUUAUGCUGCCGGUGCUGCUGUUCACCAGAGUGAGGAUCAGUCCCAAAAACUGAAGAGCAGGUUGUGUGACAAGGCUUUGAAAGUAGACAGUGGCUUUGAUGAGAUAGAAAUUGCCAAGAACUGCAGUGAGGGCAUGUCUCCCAAGCCUCAUGCUGGACAUGAAGGAAAAAGUCAAGCCAAACCAAAGCAGGAGGAAAAUAUUAGAACCACAAAAAAGUGGACCAGAGAGAGAUGGGAUGGUGAGCAAGGACUGAAGCCUUCUAGAAAGACAAGAGAAAACGAGAGGUACCUUAACCACGAGAAGAGCCCUGAGGAGGGGUUAGAAGAGAGUUCAGAGGAAAAGGUGAGGUGUGAGAAGUGUGAACAGGAAAGGCAGGCCAGACAAAAGCUCCAAAGGGAAAGGAGAGCUGAGGCCUCCUUUGAGAACAGAGACCUGAACACAGGUGCAUGUCAGAGGUACCACGUAGAAAGAAAUGAAAAAGUCAGGAACUGCCGAAAACCUGCGGAAACUUGUCUGGAAGAUGAGGAAGUUGGUUGGAAAGAGAGUGGCUGUAGGAGGGCAUGGAAGCCCCUACAUAGGAAUGUUAAUGAAGGGCUGGAAAAGCAAAAAAGGAUCCUGGAGAGGGAAAGGGAUGCGGAGAAACACGAAAACCAUGGGAAGGAAGUAGUAAAAAUCAAGAAGAAUGCUGUAGAAGGGCUGCAGGUAACUCAUGAAGCAAAAGAAGAGAAUGGAGGUAGCUGUGUGAUGAACCAAAGGAGCUGGCUAAAGAAAGACACUCCAAGGGAUGCUGAGAAACUGUCUAAAACACAGAGGGAUGGCAAAGAAGGCCAAAGGGCCAAAGAAGAAGGAACCAGAAGAGAGGGUAACAUCAUGUGUAGAGAGAGGGAGAAGACAGGGGAGUGCAGAGCGAAUAAAGAAGAGAGCAAGGCUCAGGGGUUGGAAAACCCGAGCCGGAGGCAUGCCAUCAAAACCAGAACUGAUGUGGAAAAGUACUAUGAGAUUGGCAGAACUAUUGGGGAUGGGAACUUUGCAGUGGUGAAGGAAUGCCGCCACUGCGACUCCAAUCAGAUCUAUGCCAUGAAGAUCGUUGAUAAAUCAAAGCUGAAGGGGAAAGAGGACAUGAUGGACAGUGAAAUUCUGAUCAUUAGGAGCCUCUCGCAUCCCAACAUCGUCAGCUUGAUUGAAGUGUACGAGACAGAAGCUGAGAUCUACUUAAUCCUAGAGUAUGUCCCAGGAGGGGACUUGUUUGAUGCAAUCAUAGAAAGUGUGAAGUUCACAGAGCAUGAUGCUGCUGUCAUGAUCACUGACCUGUGUGAAGCACUGGUUUACAUUCACAGCAAAAACAUUGUCCACAGGGAUCUCAAACCAGAGAACCUUUUGGUUCAGCAUAAUGCAGAUAGAUCUACUACACUGAAACUGGCAGAUUUUGGCCUUGCAAAGCUGGUUACAAAACCCAUCUUUACUGUGUGUGGAACACCAACGUACGUUGCCCCUGAAAUACUUGCUGAGAAGGGCUAUGGGCUGGAAGUAGAUAUGUGGGCAGCCGGUGUGAUCCUUUACAUUCUGCUCUGCGGCUUCCCCCCUUUCCGCAGUCAGGAACGUGACCAGGAAGAGCUGUUUCAGAUCAUACAGCUGGGGCACUACGAGUUCCUUUCUCCAUACUGGGACAAUAUUUCUGCAGCAGCAAAAGACCUGAUAACCAGGCUGCUGAUAGUGGAUCCCCAGAAGCGCUACACAGCACGCCAAGUGCUUCAGCACCCCUGGAUCAGGACAGCUGGGAAAACCAACAGCAGGAACCUGCAGAGGGAAGUGACGAUAAACAUCGAGCGGCAUUUCCGCGCCCAGCGCCGCAGGGAGGCUGCUGCUGAGGACUCCUGA